GGGAAGGGUGCAAGGUCCAGCCGGGCGAGGGGUGGCCGCCUGCUGCAAAAUGAGGCGCCUGUUCUUCCUCCUCGGUGUCCUGCAGCUCCUUGCUGCUGCUGCUGCCAUGUACAAGCAGUGGAUCCCCAACACCAAUUUCGAAACCGCCUCCAACUGGGAUAAAGGCAGAGUCCCUUGUGCCAGAGACGUGAUUCACUUUGAGAAGGACAAGGUCGUCUCAGUCUUCGUCAGGUCUCCCUAUGCGCUGACGGACAUGUACCUGCCCCUGAAUGGAGAAUUCGUGCUGGCAGCCGGUGCAGGAUUCACAGCUUUCGAUGGCAGCUGGGAUCCAGGAUGUGACUCAGGUGGAACAGUGAGGUUCACUGACGCUGAGCAGCACUCGUGGUUUGACCCCACGCUGUGGCAGGAUGUGUUUUCCAGCGGGGAGCUCAAGCCGAGUGGGCGCAUGUUUUCCGUGGAUGAGGAACGCGUCCCGUGCCACUACGAUGAUGUUAUCUUCCCCGCCGAAACCUCCUUCCGCGUAAACACCGACUCAUCACAGCAAGUGAUUCACCUCCGCAGCAUCUCUGUCAUGGGCCAGGAGCUGAGCACCCCAGAGGCCUGGGCUGGGUACCUGCAGGGCCCCUCUGCCCCGCUGCAGUUUCACGGCAAUGGCACUCUCCAGGUGACAGGGACUGGCUGUCCCGACAAGUCCGGCUGUGCCUGCGGGAAUGCCCCGGAUGGCUCCCGCAUCUGCGCAGCCCUGCUCAGGGCAUCGGGGAAGCAGUGCCCAGUGCCAGUGUGCCAGAGCCCUUUGCAGCCCCUUGGCCACUGUUGUGGGGUCUGUGGGGCCACCAUCAACCUGGAUUUCACUCCUGAUUUUGACCUGCAGAAGUACCAGGACAGAUUGGUCCAAGAGUUGCUGAGCCAGCCCAAGUACACUGGAGUGCAGAUGGCCAUAUCCAAGGUGCACAAAGCACAGACCUUCCUGGGCAUCAUAUCCCGGAGCUUCACUCCUCUCAUCCAAAUCGUGCUGAUUGAUGACAGGGCAGGAGCACAGACUGGCACUGCUGCGGAGCAGCUGGCAGGAGACAUCAUGGAGGACGUGGCACAGCACGGUGAAGCACUUGGCAUUUCAAGUGGCAAAAUGGAAGUGGCCACUGGCAGCACUUUCAGCCGGCAGAGGGGGAGCCACACAUUGAGCAGGAUCACAGCGGGGACGGUCAUGGGGCUACUCUUCGGUCUCAUGUUCCUUGGAGGGAUCCUCUUUCUCUACAGAAAGGGAAAGCUAAGGUUGCCUGCCCUGCGCACGCCCUGGCACAGAUUGGAGGACCCAGUGUCCCCUGCACCAGCCAGUGACAAAGGCUUUGACAACCCCAUGUUCAACGUGGAGCCCCCAAGUGCUGACCCUGGAGAGGAGACACCCAAAGAUCUCCAGGUCUUCUACCUCAACCCUCUGUAUGACGCAAGUGAGACGGAGACCUGAUGGUGUGGACUCAUGCUGGGGGCAGACACCACUUCCUUGGGGACACCACCCCCUCUCCAGGCCUCACAGCCCCUCACAUAGCUCCUGGUGGGAUCUAAGCCAGAAGCAGAUCCCACCUGAAUAAAAGUGUCCAUGAAGUGAAGGAAAACAUAGCAAACCUUUGCUGUUGGGGCUCAGGCAUAUGG
Pseudopipra pipra is the source of this 1650-nucleotide messenger RNA. RefSeq names its product amnion associated transmembrane protein (gene AMN). Gene Ontology annotation, biological process: receptor-mediated endocytosis; intracellular protein localization. The transcript has 12 exons. The record is from RefSeq and is a predicted model, not a curated record. Lineage: Eukaryota; Metazoa; Chordata; Aves; Passeriformes; Pipridae. Bases 50 to 1465 code for a protein of 471 amino acids. Gene Ontology annotation, cellular component: apical plasma membrane; endocytic vesicle.